Messenger RNA from Scophthalmus maximus (turbot), 2946 nucleotides. RefSeq names its product calcium-binding mitochondrial carrier protein SCaMC-1-like. NCBI's taxonomy places the organism in Eukaryota, Metazoa, Chordata, Actinopteri, Pleuronectiformes, Scophthalmidae. Gene Ontology annotation, biological process: transmembrane transport. The transcript has 11 exons. Gene Ontology annotation, cellular component: mitochondrial inner membrane. Bases 172 to 1602 code for a protein of 476 amino acids. The record is from RefSeq and is a predicted model, not a curated record. Gene Ontology annotation, molecular function: ATP transmembrane transporter activity; calcium ion binding.
GGCUGCACGAGAACUAAUGACACGGUUGUUGUCGAGGCCGUGGACUCUCGAAAAGUCGAGCCAAGGACGUGUUCGACGUGCGUGCGAAGUUGACCGAAGAAGACUCCCGACAACUUUCCCCCAAACUCAACGGCGGCUCGUUUGGACGCGGCUUCCACAUUCAGCCCUACGAUGUAUCAGCUGUUGCGGUCGUGUUUACUAUCAGACGCCCGGUGCCACCGGGAUGCAGGCAGCAAGAAGCCCUACCAGGACCUGUUCGACAGGCUCGAUACCAACAACGACGGGAAGGUAGAUGUGGCCGAGUUGCGCGCGGGCCUCAAGGCGAUGGGCAUGUUCCGCCAGGGUGCUGCUCAGAAAAUUGUGUCGUCCGGUGACCACAACAAAGAUGGGAGUCUGGACUUCAACGAGUUCACCAGGUAUCUGAAAGAGCACGAGAAGAAGCUGAGGCUCACCUUCAAGAGUUUGGACAGAAACAACGAUGGGCGCAUUGAUGCCUCAGAGAUCCAGCAUAGCCUGGCAGAGUUGGGCAUGGAUGUCAGCCGAGAGGACGCCCUGAAAAUCCUACAGAGUAUGGAUAACGAUGGCACCAUGAUGGUGGACUGGUAUGAGUGGAGAGAACACUUCCUGUUAUACCCUGGCCACAACCUGGAAGAGAUCAUACGCUACUGGAAACACUCCACGGUGCUGGACAUAGGCGACAGCCUUGCCAUCCCUGAUGAAUUCACAGAAGAAGAGAAGAGCUCGGGCGGCCUGUGGAAGCAGCUUUUUGCCGGUGCUGUCGCGGGGGCCGUCUCUCGCACUGGUACUGCCCCCCUGGACAGGAUGAAAGUAUUAAUGCAGGUUCACUCCUCUAAGACCAACAAGAUAGGCGUGGUAGGGGGCUUCAGACAGAUGAUAACAGAAGGAGGUCUAACUUCACUGUGGAGGGGAAACGGAAUCAACGUUUUAAAGAUUGCACCUGAGACAUCAAUCAAAUUUAUGGCAUAUGAACAAUAUAAGAAAUUGUUAACAUCAGAUGGCAAAAAGAUUGAGACACACAAGAGGUUCAUGGCCGGCUCUCUGGCCGGAGCAACAGCACAGACAGCCAUCUACCCAAUGGAGGUAUUGAAAACUCGACUGACUCUGAGAAAGACUGGCCAGUUUUCAGGAGUGUUUGAUUGUGCCAAGAAGAUCCUGAGGCACGAGGGUGUCUUAGCUUUCUACAAGGGCUACAUUCCAAACUUACUGGGCAUCAUUCCAUACGCCGGGAUAGACCUCGCUGUUUAUGAGAGUCUAAAGAACACUUGGUUGUCGUACUACGCCAAAGACUCAGCGAACCCGGGAGUGCUGGUGUUGCUGGGCUGCGGAACCAUCUCGAGUACCUGCGGCCAGCUGGCUAGCUAUCCACUCGCGCUCGUACGCACACGGAUGCAGGCACAAGCAUCUCUGGAUGCAACAGACCAGCCCUCCAUGAGCUCUCUAAUGAAGAAGAUCGUAGCCAAAGAUGGUUUUUUCGGACUCUACCGUGGCAUCCUGCCGAACUUUAUGAAAGUCAUUCCUGCUGUCAGCAUUAGCUAUGUAGUUUACGAGUACAUGAAGACUGGCUUAGGAAUGUCCAAAUGAUAGUACAAGCAAAUAAAAAGAGAAGAACAUUUACUGGAUUUGUCAGACCUGACAAGGGCUGAGAUAACUCCGAAUGGCCGGAUGGACAUCGAACAUACGGAGCAUGACUUCCGCCAGCCAACACAAGAGUUUGACGCAUGGAAAACUGCAUGUACCCCAGGGUUGUCUAUCAGUACCUGAAGCAUUUAUCGUUUGUGGUGAGCAUGCUUUAAUUUUUUUAUCCUGCUGUCACACAUAACACACUCACCAAAUGUAUACACUCUAGAAAGCAAUACUGGAAGAGAACAAAGUACUGUAAAUGAAUGAAUGCAUGAUUAUAAGACUUUACAAACUUUAUCCUACUGUUAUUCUUUUAAGUCUUUGAUCAACCGCAAUAGUAGCUCAGUGGGACGUACUGUUGUGCUCUUUCUUAACAAAGGAAACACAUUUUCUCCAGAGAACGGUUUGUGCUAAUCCCAUGGGACUACACGGUAGGAUUAAUGCCUGUUUUUAACCCCUAAUUAGGGACAAUGACUCAAUACCAGUUUAAAUGUGGGAACCAAGACUGUUUAGCUGUAAUUUAACCCUUUGCUAAAUUGUAAACGCCUGCCCCAGAGUGACAUCAGCUCCAGGCAAACAUUGCUUCAAUCCGCAGCAGUCACCUUAAAAUAACUGUCCCUGAAAAAUCAAUACUUGCUAACACUGGAAUACUGCGUGUAUGAGGACACACAUUUUGUGCAAUGUGAAUAUCACUAAUUCCACAGUCUGUGUGUCUCAUAAUCAUUUAAAUGUGCCUUACAGACACUCAGUGUGAACAUUUUCACAUCAGCAGAUGUGUUGUUGUUUUUCUUUCCCUUUUUAUUGAGUAGACUGUCUGUCUGUUUAUCUGUGUACAUUUUUACUGUAUAUACAGUACAGUAUCUUUUGAAUAGUUUUGACUAUUUAUGGGGUUUAAUGAUGGUCACUUCUAUGUGGCAUGGCAGCAUUUUUAAGAAAACACUGAUAAUUUAUAAUUGGAGGAGCCUGUUUUUCCUCUUGUGUCCCUCCUCAUUUCAACACAUCUAAACCCAGACUUGACAACUAAACACCCACCCACAAUAGGAUCCAGUUACAUUUAACAGUUUGUUACUUGUCACACUGUGGAGAAGUUUGAUUGACCAUGGUAGCUGACAGUCUGCCUUUUGUCUUUAUUAGUUUAUUUAUGUUAUAUGUUUUUUAAGAAGCUAAGAAUAAUACUCCGAGCCCCACAGAGUGGGCUCUGGUUUGAAGAUUAAUGAGAUCACAGAGAUGUGUUGAGAUGUGUUAACAGCUUCACCUACUGGUUAAUAAAGAAAAAAACGUGUAAUAAAUGGUAUGAUAAUGGUU